Molecule: messenger RNA, 2159 nt
Organism: Cucurbita moschata (crookneck pumpkin)
Lineage: Eukaryota; Viridiplantae; Streptophyta; Magnoliopsida; Cucurbitales; Cucurbitaceae
Product: L-ascorbate oxidase homolog
Exons: 8
Coding region: 179-1807 (542 amino acids)
Molecular function (GO): oxidoreductase activity; copper ion binding
Source: RefSeq, a predicted model, not a curated record
UCUCUCUAAUUGUAUUUGUAUUUUCCCUCCUUAAUUUAUUUAUUUUUGAAAAAGUUUCAUUUAUUCUUUCUUUUGCGGCUAAGACUCAUGUUCCUCUUCCUGUAUGGCACUUUAAAUACUCCCCCAUCACCUUCAACAACUCCAUCUCUUUCCCCCUCUUCCAUAUUCCAAUCCCAAAAUGCUUCCUCUAACUUCCCCCUGCUUUGCACUCUGUGCAUUCCUCUUCUUCUUCUCCCCCACCGUCUCCGCUGAAAAUCCCUACCGCUUCUUCACCUGGAAUGUCUCCUACGGCAACAUUUACCCUCUCGGCGUUCGCCAGCAGGGAAUACUCAUCAAUGGCCAAUUCCCUGGCCCUGACAUCCACUGCGUCACCAAUGACAACCUCAUCAUCAAUGUCUUCAACAGCUUGGACGAGCCCUUCCUCAUUUCCUGGAACGGAAUUCAACAGAGAAGAAACUCAUACGAAGACGGUGUUUAUGGAACAACGUGCCCAAUCCCUCCAGGGAAGAACUUCACGUACAUUCUGCAAGUAAAGGAUCAGAUCGGCAGCUUUUACUAUUUCCCCUCUUUGGCCUUCCACAAGGCCGCCGGCGGUUUCGGCGGCAUCAGAAUCCUCAGCCGCCCCCGGAUCCCGGUCCCCUUCCCCGAUCCCGACGGCGACUACACUGUCCUCAUCGGCGACUGGUACAAGUCCAAUCACACGACCCUGAAGGCUCAUCUGGAUCGUGGUAAGAAGCUUCCAUUUCCGAAUGGAAUCCUCAUCAAUGGCCGUGGCAAUGAUACCUCUUUUAGCGUUGAACAAGGAAAAACAUACAGGCUGAGAAUUUCAAAUGUGGGGCUGGAGCAUUCCCUCAACUUCCGAAUUCAAGGUCAUAAAAUGAAGCUUGUAGAGGUGGAGGGAACACAUACCCUUCAAACGACCUACUCGUCGCUCGAUGUUCAUGUUGGUCAGUCUUACUCUGUGCUCGUCACGGCUGAUCAGCCAGCUCAGGACUAUUACAUUGUCGUCUCCACUCGCUUCACUUAUCGGGUACUCUCCACCACUGGCAUUCUUCAUUACAGUAACUCUGCUGGCCCUGUCAAAGGCCCCCCUCCCGGUGGUCCAACAAUACAGAUCGACUGGUCCCUCAACCAAGCCCGGUCUAUUAGAACCAAUCUUACAGCCAGUGGACCAAGGCCAAACCCACAAGGAUCUUAUCACUAUGGUCUCAUAAACACAACCAAAACCAUCAUACUUGCAAGUUCUGCUGGUCAAGUCAACCGCAAACAAAGGUAUGCAGUUAACAGCGUAUCCUUCAUCCCUGCUGACACUCCCCUGAAACUUGCGGACUUCUUCAAAAUUGGUGGGGUUUUUCGUGUCGGAAGCAUCUCCGAUAGGCCCACCGGUGGAGGAAUCUACCUCGACACAUCCGUGAUGGGUGCAGACUAUAGAGCAUUUGUAGAAAUUGUGUUUCAAAACAAUGAGAACAUUGUCCAAAGUUGGCAUAUUGAUGGCUACUCUUUCUUUGUGGUCGGCAUGGAUGGAGGCCAAUGGACACAGUCUAGCAGAAAUCAAUACAAUCUCCGAGAUGCAAUCGCUCGUUGCACAAUUCAGGUCUACCCUUUUUCGUGGACUGCAAUUUACGUGGCCCUCGAUAAUGUAGGAAUGUGGAACGUGAGGUCGGAGUUUUGGGCAAGACAGUAUCUCGGACAACAAUUCUACCUCCGCGUCUAUACGCCAUCGACUUCACUCAGGGAUGAGUUUCCCAUUCCAAAGAAUGCUCUUCUGUGUGGCAGGGCAAGCGGUAGACACACUAGACCGCUCUAAAUCAGUAGCCGUUCCAAAUACUUAGACACCCCACAAGGUAGUUAAAGUCUAUCUUAGCUUUAAUAUAUGAUGAAAAAAAGCAAGGUCUCUUUGCUUUCAUAUUGUUGUAGACAGGAAUAUCUACAGUUAGACUAUCUAUAGUUAGACUGCCUGGUCCUCCAGUCGACCCCAGCUCGGGGUCAGGUCACAUUCUUUCUCUAGAUAUCAUUCCAUUGCCUUGCCCAUUUGGUCAUCUUCUCUCUAUGAUAUUGUUACCUGUCAAUGUUAUUUAAUAUCAGAUUGUUUCGCUUUGAGGUGUGGAUAAAAUCUACCAUUCCAAAAUAACAUGUAUUUCGCAUAAUUUUCUUGUUUU